This is a messenger RNA of Capsicum annuum, 635 nucleotides long. RefSeq names its product cysteine-rich PDZ-binding protein. The record is from RefSeq and is a predicted model, not a curated record. NCBI's taxonomy places the organism in Eukaryota, Viridiplantae, Streptophyta, Magnoliopsida, Solanales, Solanaceae. Gene Ontology annotation, biological process: cytoplasmic microtubule organization. Gene Ontology annotation, molecular function: microtubule binding. The transcript is spliced from 4 exons. The coding region runs from base 148 to 438 and encodes 96 amino acids.
AGUCCAUAUGUUAGCCGUGCUCUCCACCGCACCGUGUUUCACCUAUAAAUAUUCCAGCUCCCAAACGAUUAUUCCUCUUCUUACACAGAUUACGAAUUUAGCUUCACUUGAAAAUUCCCUUUCGAAGCAAGCUCCCGUAGUGCAACUAUGGUUUGCGAUAAGUGUGAGAAGAAAUUGUCGAAGGUGAUUGUACCUGAUAAAUGGAAAGAAGGUGCCAGCAAUACUACUGAAGGCGGCGGCCGUAAGAUUAACGAGAACAAACUCCUCUCCAAGAAAAAAAGGUGGUCACCUUAUGGAAAUACAAAGUGCACUAUUUGCAAGCAACAAGUGCAUCAAGAUGGCAAGUAUUGUCAUACCUGUGCUUAUAGUAAAGGAGUAUGCGCAAUGUGCGGAAAGCAAGUUCUUGACACCAAGUUAUACAAACAGAGCAAUGUAUGAUGUGGACAUGGCUGAUGAUCUAACUUCUCUGUUAUCUCAGCACUCUUAUCUUAAAGAAUUGUUCUUUGUGAAUGCAAUGAGAAGCAGUUAUUUUGUGUUCAUGAUUCUGUAAAAUACUUAAAAGAGCUGCACCAAAUGAGGAGCUGUAAAUUGGUGAUAUCUUGAACCAUUAAUUUCAUUCUUGUCUUUACGAUUUA